Molecule: messenger RNA, 2145 nt
Organism: Oreochromis aureus
Lineage: Eukaryota; Metazoa; Chordata; Actinopteri; Cichliformes; Cichlidae
Exons: 5
Coding region: 186-1631 (481 amino acids)
Biological process (GO): monocarboxylic acid transport; transmembrane transport
Cellular component (GO): membrane
Molecular function (GO): monocarboxylic acid transmembrane transporter activity
Source: RefSeq, a predicted model, not a curated record
UGUAGUGCGCAACAGCUCAACGUCAGGCAGCGGCUCACUCAGGAAAUUCAAAUAGCGAUCUGUCCACAACACAGCCGCACGCAUCUUUAUGCUCCAAGGUCAUCGCAGCCGGCAGCCCGCGGAGGACACACACGCACAGCCUCCUUCAAAAGCGUUUAGCUAAUCUGCGUUGAGGUGGGCCAGUGAUGCCAACCCCAGCCACAAGUCCUCCCGCUGUGCCCCCACCAGAUGGUGGGUGGGGGUGGGCUGUGGUACUUGGAUCUUUCAUCUCCAUAGGAUUCUCAUACGCUUUCCCAAAAGCCAUCACAGUCUUCUUCAAAGAAAUCCAGAUCAUCUUCGGCGCCUCCUACAGUCAGAUCGCAUGGAUCUCCUCCAUCAUGCUUGCGGUCAUGUAUGCUGCAGGUCCCAUCAGCAGCAUACUGGUGAACACAUAUGGCUGCAGACCCAUCGUCAUGAUGGGGGGCUGCCUCUGUGCCCUGGGCAUGAUCUCGGCUUCCUUCUGCACCAACGUGUUGCAGCUUUACAUCUGUAUGGGAGUUGUUACUGGACUGGGGCUGGCCUUCAACCUGCAGCCAGCGUUGACUAUGAUUGGGAAAUACUUCUAUAAGAAGCGUCCGAUUGCUAAUGGGCUGGCAAUGGCAGGCAGUCCAGUCUUCCUCAGCACCCUGGCUCCUCUCAACCAGUAUCUCUACAAUCAGUUUGGCUGGAGAGGAAGCUUCCUAAUCUUGGGUGGCCUGCUGCUGAACUGCUGUGUGGCAGGUUCGCUCAUGAGGCCUUUAGGACCUCCACCUGGCAAGAUCAAGAAGGAUGAAGAGUUGACCGUCAUUGCUACCACGACCAAGGAGAAGCACAGUUUUUUGCAAAUAGUUAACAAGUAUCUGGACUUAUCUCUGUUCAAGCAUCGCGGCUUUCUCAUUUACCUGUCGGGCAAUGUCAUCAUGUUCGUAGGCUUCUUCGCACCUAUUGUUUUCCUCGCUGCCUAUGCAAAGGACAUGGGUGUAGAUGAGUACUCUGCUGCCUUCCUGCUCUCAAUCCUGGCUUUUGUGGACAUGGGUGCCAGGCCUUCCAUGGGGCUACUGGCCAACUCACGCUGGGUCAGACCCAAGAUCCAGUACUUCUUCAGCUUUGCUGUACUGUAUAAUGGAGUAUGCCAUAUCCUCUGUCCACUGGUUGAAAGCUACACUGGUUUGGUGGUGUAUGCAGUAUUCUUCGGCUUUGCCUUUGGUAUGGUCAGCUCAGUGCUGUUUGAGACCUUGAUGGACCUGGUUGGAGCUCAGAGGUUCUCUAGUGCUGUGGGACUGACCACCAUUGUGGAGUGCUGCCCAGUUCUCAUUGGGCCACCAUUAGCAGGGAAACUGGUCGAUAUCACAAAAAAUUACAAGUAUAUGUAUUUUUGCUGUGGAGCUAUUGUGAUUCUGGCCAGUAUUUGGCUCUUCAUCGGAAACUUCAUUAACUACAGACUCUUAGAUCGUGAGCGCAAACGUGCAGAGAUGUACAAACAGACUGAGACAGAAGAUCCGGACCAAACUCAGGAUCAAAAGGAGGCUGAUGGCGAAGCCCAGGCCACUGAAGAACUGGUUGACGAAAGUCAGAAAGACAAGCAACCUAUGCAGCGGGAAACCAAUAUCUAGAUUGUACUACUCUGCCAACACCUCACUGUCACUUCUGCUGCAAUCUUGCCACACCCUCCCUAUGAUCAGACUGAGCUCCGAGCCAAGAGGUGCCCCCCGGUGUUCCGCCAGGCUCCAUCUGGGGUCCUCUACUUCUCUAAAGCCAAAGCAACAGCAGUGUUGUAGGAGAGGCUGUGAGGGAUAAAAUCUCUUUGACAAAAAGUAAAGUGUAACAUACUGUUUGCAUGUGAAGAGGCUAAAAGUCAAAAUGUCUGUGGAAUGUUUGUGGUAGUACUAACUGUAUUUUCUUUUGUUCCAACAUUGAGCUUGUAUCGGAAAUACUAUAAACUGCGACGUGGAGAAACACUCACAUGACACAGUGGCUGUUUGAGUCAGUACAAGGGAAUAUUGUUUCUAUCCUAUAAAACUAGGACAAGUGGGAGCAAUUGUAGCAGCAAAUUCAAAAAAUUGGCAGAUAAUUUUGAAACCUUCAUCAAAGAUUUAUCUGCUGCCGUUUAUUAAAAUAAUAAAAGUA